GUUUUGAUUGGCUACUGAGCUACCACAGACCGUAUAACAAGGCAUACCACUUGUGGUCACGGUUGCUGAAACAAUUUGAUCGUCUGCUCUGUUUUUCAAAACUACAUAGAAUUCUCAGAAAUCCAUUACAAUCAACGUUGUUCGAAGAUGGAUACAAGAACUGCAAAAAUGUUCCUGGCUGUUUUGUUGCUGACCUGCGUGUCCUGUGCAGAUGCAUUGUGUGCAGCGUACUCAAAUCGGACAAUUGAGCAUGAGGAUACACCUAACCUAGUAGCUUGCUAUGAAAAAUGUGCAGCAAAUUAUUUGUGCUACGCGUUCGUCUUUUUCCGUCAUUGUGAACUAUAUAUAAAAGACGUGGCAAUACUCCAACUUGACGAAAAUUCCAACCCUGACAACAAAGUCGCCUGUAGCAAUAGAUCAAGUUCUUCAGCCGUGUGUGGUGCCUAUAUUAAAUCAAAAAUAAUCAAUCAGGCAGGCACGACUAAACACAUGGAUUGCUUUGAGGCAUGCGUUAGGACAAACAAGUGUUCUGGCUACAGUUAUAAUAAGUUAGAUAAAUCUUGCAAACUAAGGCUAUUCACUCGCUAUCCUGAAGACAUUAAUACCAUAAUUAAUAUGGCAAGUGUUUAUUGCAAUAUGUAAUACGUUCUGUGAACAAGUUGUAUCCAUCUCAAUCAAAUAAAAAAUUUCAGUAGAUUAUCACCUAUGUAGUUAACUAAACGAAAGUUUAGCUUAGAGUUUAUGCACUUGUGUAUUUAAAGUAGUCUGCUGUAGAAAUAAAAUAUUUAAAUUUG
Messenger RNA from Physella acuta, 794 nucleotides. RefSeq lists its product as uncharacterized. The record is from RefSeq and is a predicted model, not a curated record. Lineage: Eukaryota; Metazoa; Mollusca; Gastropoda; Physidae.